AUGAUAUCGGAGCUGAAAAGCUCCCUUGUUGAGAAGGAUUUCGAGCUCAGCUCUUAUGCUGCUGAUUUAGCUAGUCGAAAAGAUGCCUUCGUCCGUCUUGAGAGCAAGAAUGUUGACAUCUCCCUUAGCUAUGACAAGCUCCUGGCUAGAUUUCGCGUCUACCACAAGUCUGCUGAAAAAUCCAAGUCUGAAGCUACCAUAGACGCGUACAAGUUGGGCUACAUGCACUGUGCAGAUGAGAUUGCUCCCUUUUAUGCAAUUGAAGAUGUAGACAUCGAGACGCUCUGCCCUGACUUGUUCCCUAUGCACGGAGGAACUGAAGAGCAGGCAGUUAGAAAGGAUGGAGUAGAGGAGGAUGCAGUAAAUGAGAUGAUGGCAGAUGUCGCGGAGCAGGCAGGUGGAGCUGUUGAAGGCAUGGUUGAUCUGGUGGAUGCUGAAGAUGCUGCAGAUCAAGGGCCUUAUGCUCGCAUCUCGGAGUAG
Prunus armeniaca (apricot) is the source of this 480-nucleotide messenger RNA. NCBI's taxonomy places the organism in Eukaryota, Viridiplantae, Streptophyta, Magnoliopsida, Rosales, Rosaceae. The record is from the annotation of a GenBank genome assembly.